AUGGCUAAUAAUAUUCGAGGGGGCGGCCUGUUUGGGCACACUCCAGCCCCAGCAGCACUUUUCGGAAACCCAGAGCGACUUGACCGUGAGGGUGAGCAGUCCAGUGAACCUCCACCGCCGUAUAGGUCUCGCGUGUCACACAGUCCAGACGUAUUCCGGGGACCUACUCUGUUCCAGGGUCCAAGCCUGUUCCAGAAGAGACGGAGACUCCGCGAGGAACAUGACCGAGAGAGACGGAGACUCCGCGAGGAACGCAAACGGGAGCUGAUAAAAGAGCGUGGGGCUUCGUAUCCUGCAGACCAAUUUAUCGACCAAAAGAUUGAAGAGAUGAAACGGAUCGAAGAAGCAAGUCGAAAUCAAGCAGACAGUGUUCCGAUAGGGAGGAGCUUCGACCACCUUGCGUGGGAGAACGUCAAGGCGCGCUGGGUGGAGCAGGGCAUCUGGAACGAGAAGUGGACAGACUUAUACAGCAUGGUGAGGUGGAAGCACGAAGAACCACUCGAGCUCGAUUCUGAAUCAGAGGACGAUUCGGCAGCCGAGGGCGAGCCUCGGCGACUUUUACGAGAGCGCGAACGCGAAGCGUCACGCCCUUUUCAUCAGUUCGUCUAUCAAGUGUCAAAAGAACGCGAACGAAUUCAAGACGAGAUGAAUUCUCCAACCCCGCGGCUCAUAGAUCUUAAUCGGACGUGCCGCAGCACAGCUGAUUAUUACCUUCAUGUCUGGACACCGAAGAGACGUCCCCUGGGCGAUCAAAAUGACGGAAGAGUCACUGACGAGUCUCCUCACGACAUUAAUAUGGCGGCCUAUGUGAGGGUGAAGGAUACCUGGACAAAAAGGGGAAUAUGGAACGAAAAAUGGGAUAUUCUGCCUGGGAUGUCCUGGAAGCAUGAACAGCCGGUUCAGGAGAUGCUUAACGAAGAGGUGGGUUUUGAUUUUGACGCUUAUUGGGCGCCCGCGCCCGGCUGCCAUAGGAAUGAAGGGGAACCUCCCCAGUCGAUAUUCAGGGCCGAUCUACCUGCCGAGCGGAACGAUGCCCUUGUUCAAGCAAACCCGCCCAGCGAUAAUAGGCAAAGAACAGAACAAGCGCCUCCCCGGCCAUUAUUUGGGACCCAUCGACCUGCCGAGCGGAAUAAUACCCUUUUUCAAGCAAACCCGCCCAGCGACAAUAGAUUUGAUCCAACGCAACAACCACCUCACCGGUUUUUAUUUGGGACCCAUAUACCUGCCGGGUCGAACAACCAAGUGUCCAGUAUCCAGAACGCGUCUCAGCAAGCAGAACCACCGACGGACACUGUUCCAGGGGUGCUUGAGAGCCACGGCUAUGGAACCGGGGGUGCACCUUCGAGUCCAAUGCCGGGACCCAACCACGAACUCUGCACCGCUACGAAGGAGCAGACGCUUGCAGGAGGUCGCACACAAUGGUGUCUUCCGAUCAAGGCCCAGGUAGAUCAGUGCUGGUCCAAGGCCUUCACGUCAAGCAAGACCUCGGGGAGUAUCCGGAAGACGUCCAAGUACAGCUAG
This is a messenger RNA of Clonostachys byssicola, 1521 nucleotides long. Lineage: Eukaryota; Fungi; Ascomycota; Sordariomycetes; Hypocreales; Bionectriaceae. The record is from the annotation of a GenBank genome assembly.